Messenger RNA from Chenopodium quinoa (quinoa), 1560 nucleotides. Its product is annotated as probable LRR receptor-like serine/threonine-protein kinase At5g48740. The annotation marks the transcript as partial. Lineage: Eukaryota; Viridiplantae; Streptophyta; Magnoliopsida; Caryophyllales; Amaranthaceae. The transcript has 5 exons. The record is from RefSeq and is a predicted model, not a curated record.
CGUCUGCAACAAUCAAACUCUUGAUAAUUAAAACUCCUUUUUUUUUUUUAGCAUUCAUUUUUUUCUCAUAUUUAAGCUUCUAUCAAUGCAUGGCGCCAACCCCACUAACAAGCAACCCUUUUUACUCUCAUCAUCACAACUAUUGUCAUUUCUUCACUCCACUACAACUACCACCACCAUAUCUUUCAAUUUCUUCACACAAUUAUCUAAAUAAUUAUUCCUUAAACUGAUGUUCUUUAUCCUUGAAUGAAUUCUGCUGAGCUCUGUAGUCUCAAUCUCUAAGAACGCGGCCGGUUGGAUGAUCAUGGGGCUGCGGUUGGAGCUGUGCAUUGUUUUGUUUAUCUUCAAUGGCAUUUUGGAUGUCAUUUUCUGUGAUCAACAAGGUUUUCUGAGCUUAUCAUGUGGAGGAAAUACAACUUAUGUUGAUUCACAAAACAUAACAUGGAUCUCUGAUGAUGAAUAUAUCAAUGUGGGUCGAUCACUUACUACAAAUUAUGUUGACAAUACAUCUUCAAUGAAUACUUCAGUCCGAUAUUUCCCUGAUGCAAGAGCGCGAAAUUGUUAUAAGCUUCCUGUGCAGAAUAUAUCAUCUUCAAUUCUUGUUAGAGCUAAAUUUGUGUAUCAGAAUUAUGACAAGCUUAAGAGAGCUCCAGCAUUCAAUCUUUCCCUAGGUAGAGCUAUGACUGCUGCAAUAAACCUCUCGAAGGCUGAUCCAUGGACCGAAGAAUUUAUAUGGCCGGUUACCAAGGAUGAUGUACCAUUCUGUUUGUAUCACAUACCAAAUGGUGGAAACCCUGUGAUAUCUUCACUUGAACUUCGGCCACUUCCUCAAGGAGCUUACAAUAGCGGUUUGGUUGGUCCUCGAAAGAACUUUCUAAGGAAGUGUUAUCGGAUAAACUGUGGUUAUACCAAUGGGUCUAUUAGGUACCCCUUGGAUCGAUAUGAUCGUGUAUGGGAUGCUGAUGUAGAUUUUUCCCCCUCUCAUCUAUCAAUUCCUCUUUAUACCAAAGUUGGCCUCAAUGCCCCCUCAAUAAGUGAGGUGCCGCCUUUGGCUGUUUUGCAAACCGCCAGACUGCUGGAGAAAAGAAACUUCUUAACUUAUAAUCUGCCACUUGAUGAGCUUGGAAACUACUAUAUAGUACUCUACUUUGCAGGGAUUAUACCAGUUUACUCCAGGUUUAACAUAUUGGCUAAUGGAGAAACUAUUCAAUUGAAUUACACUGUGAUUAGCAGAAACUCCAGUGUACACUAUUUCACUAUGAAACAAGUUAGAGGACUGAACAUUACCUUCCAAAAUAUCAGCUUUUACCCUCUAGUUAAUGCUAUUGAGGUGUUUGAGAUUGUCGAUAUACCUCCAGAAACUUCUUCAACCACAGUUUCAGCUCUUGAGGUUAUUCAGCAAUACACAGGUCUAGAUUUGGGAUGGGAGGAAGAUCCGUGCUUUCCAAAACCAUGGAAUCAUAUAACUUGUGACGGAAAUCUUGUCAAAUCUAUAGAACUUUCUGGUAUAAAUUUGAGGUCAAUCAGCCCUGCCUUUGGUGACCUGCUUGAUCUUAGAGC